This is a messenger RNA of Formica exsecta, 5805 nucleotides long. It is a transcript of the gene ken, whose product is annotated as transcription factor Ken 2. Lineage: Eukaryota; Metazoa; Arthropoda; Insecta; Hymenoptera; Formicidae. The transcript is spliced from 6 exons. Gene Ontology annotation, molecular function: DNA-binding transcription factor activity; RNA polymerase II cis-regulatory region sequence-specific DNA binding; protein binding. Bases 126 to 1604 code for a protein of 492 amino acids. The record is from RefSeq and is a predicted model, not a curated record. Gene Ontology annotation, biological process: regulation of transcription by RNA polymerase II. Gene Ontology annotation, cellular component: nucleus.
GAUGCCUUCAUGUUCGACGUGACACUCCUGAGGGAUACAUAUAUAUAUAAAUAACGUGUCGCGUUAUUUAUCCUGGAUACUUUUGCCGCUCGCACAUUGGAUAUCAGCAGAAAAAGCGUAAGACGAUGUAUACUGACGGUCUCCUGACCCUCCACUAUGGAAAACAUCCAGCGACCUUGGCCGCAGAGGUCGGGGCCUGGUACAGCGGGGACCGUCACGUGGACGUGACCCUGGCAUGCGACGAUGGGUCCGUCGUGAAGGCCCAUCGCGUCGUUUUGGCAGCAGCGAGUCCCCUCUUAGCUAGUUUACUUCGGAAUCCUGUCCUGGACCACGUGGUUCAUUUAUCCGGCGUCCGAAAGACUCAAUUGAAUCAUUUGUUGGAAUUUUUGUAUAACGGAGAAGCGCUGAUACCGUCGACAGAGCUUACACCGUUGAAGGAACUUUUCGAGCUUCUUCAAAUUAAUUCGGAGCUAUUUGGGCCCAAUCAACCUCAAACUUCUAGUAAUUCUGAUCCCGAAAGGAUAUCGACUCCGCAGCCUUCAGAAGGCCAAGAGAGUUCCAGUUAUGAAUCCCAAUAUGAUAGCAGACAGUCCAAUAAUCUCGCGGACUGUUGCUCUGUUCUUAUUAAAACGGAAGGCUGCGAAGAGGAGCCGGAAGUGGAUGUGGAAGGUGUGGAAGGCGAGAGUCUCCUUACGGAUAACAGAGAGAGCAACAUGGAAACUCCUAGAAGGAGGGACAGCUCCGAUCCUGUUAAUUUGAGUCUCAAUUCCGGCGCUUCCGUCACGAGCGACAGCUCGCAUGAUAUACAUAGGCCUGAGAAGCAAAUAUUCGAAAGGCGAGAAUCUCUCGAGGAAGCCGAAGAGAGGAAGCGACAGUUGGUGACGCGGCUGGCGUUAGGUUUAGAACCCGGGAAGAGGAAACCUGAAGAGAUACCGAUCCCACCUGCGGAGGCGUACGUCGUGACGCCCCAUCGCAAGCGAAGACCAGGCUUCCACAACGCUCCCGCGCAAAAUCCUGCUUUCGUACCCUUCAAUCCUGGAUUCGAAACGCCCAGGAGAUUGCAGGCGCCACAUCAGCUAAGCGUUUCGGCACCACCGUACCUGGUAAGCUACGCACCACUGUACCCGCAGGAUAGAUCAGCGACAUCGCCGUCACAUCGGCCGCCGAGCGCCGAUCCGGCAUCAGCGGCGGCUCUGGAGCCACCCUGGGGCACCUGGACCCUGCCACCAGCUCGAGCACCACCGCCGCCACCGUCGACGGACGAUCCGCCCAAGUCUACUCCCGUACGUGAAUACCGGUGUAGCUACUGCGGCAAGCAGUUCGGCAUGUCGUGGAACCUGAAGACUCACCUACGAGUGCACACGGGCGAGAAACCAUUCGCAUGUAGACUCUGCGUUGCCAUGUUCAAGCAGAAAGCGCAUCUGCUUAAGCAUCUCUGUUCGGUGCACCGUGGCGUGAUAGCCGCCCCGGACAAUACGUUCUCGUGCUGCUUCUGCUCGUCGUCCAACUUCGUCAAUCUGCAAGACCUCAUCAGGCAUCUCUCGGGGCCGCACAACAAUCUGCUGCUCAGCAGAAAUCUGCAUCGCGAAUACAAUCAUGAAUAGCGACAAGAUCAAAGGCCAUCCGGUGCUGAGGAGUGCUCCUCGAGCGCGCAAUGACGAGUCCUUGGAGCAAGCUUCCCGAUGCUCCUAGGAUUUCGUUAGAACGAUCGAGACACUCGACUUUUAUACGGACCAUUUCAAAAGAUUAUACAAGCUGAGACUUGCAUAGAAUUAUCACUCAAGAAAUCUGUUUUUUAAUUUAUUGCACAAAAAAUUUACAGUUUAGAAACGCAUGAGUGAUUUUUACAUUUGAAAAUAAUUUUGUUUUCUAAGACUUUUUUGUAUCGUCAAAAGUAACGAAUUUACUUUACAUAAUAAUUUUAAAUAGUUCAGCCAUGGAAUUAUCUUGGUCUAUAAAUGUAAUAAAAAGUAAUAUGUGCCUUCUCAUUACAAGUAAAGUACAGAAGCAAGGCAAGAGCAAAAUAUAUAUUUUUUGAUUUUCUGAUAUUCAAAAACUGUUUUAUCGUGAAAAUUUACAUCCAAAUCGAAUUUAUUCCUAAAUAUUAUAAUUUGCUCUGCACGUUUCCUUUAUUGGAUACUUCUAUGAACUCGAAAGUUAAAAAACGCACAAAUUUUUUUCUUGGAAAAUAAUACUUGCAAAGUUGCCGUCGUCUUAACGAAGAAGUGUAUACCAGGUGUUACAAAUAUCUUAACAUAUAAAGUUGAACCAAUUUUUGGCGUACUCGAGUGCAUCUUUUAUACAUAUUUGUGCAUCGUGAUUCUUAAUUAUUCGAAGAAAUAAUAAUGUAUUCCUUUUAUCUACAUAUAUAUCUAGAUGUACACGUGUUUUACAUCAUUAAUAUUAAUCAAUAUCGGGAGAAAAGAGAAAGGAAGAAAAUAAAUUUGGUCAAAAGCAUGAUUUUUAUAGUUGUUAAUAAUAAAUUUCUACUAGAGUUAUAUAUAUUAUAAUAAAUAAUAUUGUAAAUUUUUCUUUCUUACAUAUAAUUCAUACAAAAUUAAGUUUUUUCGAGAGAUAUUGAUAUUAGAUAUAAAAUUGAACAAAAAUUUAAAUAUACAUUUUUUGGAGCAAUAAAAAGCACGUUGCUAUCAAAUAAUUAACACUCAUGUACGCUUUAAAUAUGCCAAACAUUGGUUCAACUUGUUAAGACAUUAAUUACACGAUCUAUCUGGUAUACAUAUAAAACUUUUUUUGAUUUAGAUAAAUUUGCAUAUAAUAUUUAAUAUUUAUGUAAUAUUUGAAAACGUAGACAAAAAAUAUCGAUAAAAAAUAGUACAUUUUCUUCGAAGACGAACGGCACGCAGCACCGGAGAAGCGCCUUUGUAAGAAUAACAAAAAUAAAAAAAGUCGAUUUUUAAUGAAAGAUCUUCUUGAUACUAAGGUCGCUCGUUGCGAUUUUUCAGAAAGUAUCUCAUCGUUACGCAUAAGCGAUAAGUUUUGAUAAGACACCUUUGUUAAUGAUCGACGUCCGUAUAUAUAUAUAUAUAUCGAACACGAUCGUCGAACAUAAUCUGGAAAAAGUACAAGGACGAUAAUGAACAAACACGAGAGUCAAUUAUUAUCACGCGCCAAAUCUUGACGAGCCUGUAGAAAUGAAACGCUGUCUCUUUGUCGCGUCUUGUUUGUUGUUAUUUUAUUUUAAUCGCGGCACGUGGCAUCCGGAAAGACGUUCCACGUUUACCUCAGCCCGCGUGCGACAUUAAUCUCACGAUGUAAAUAAUGUUAAAUAGGAACGAGCGGAAAAAGAGAGACGAACUAGAAUUUAUUUAUUUCACACUUAUCGCAAAGGGACCAACCGACUUUCCACCGAUUUCUGUCUUAGGUAGAUCUUAGGUGUCCUGCCCGCCAAUCGUCUUCAACUAAUUGCUCGUACGUAGUUAGUUACUAUUACGGUUUCGAUCGCGAACACACACGAAAGUAUCUUGUCGGGAUGUUGAAACGGUAUAAAGAGAAAUGAGAAAUGACGAAGCGAAGGGGAAAGUACGACGUGGGAAGAAAAUAUUAUCGGCGAAAACGAUUGCGGAAGACACGAUGUUUAUAAAUUAUUAAUGCAAUUUAUUGUAAUAUCUAGUAAACGUCGACGUUGUGUUAAUACUCUGUCUUCUAAAAUCCCGUCUUCCACAUCGUCGCUUUUUUUUUCAUAUCCUCUUCAUAUCUUCGUCCUGAUAUCCCAUUCACGGUUCUAUCCUUCGGUAUGUAACUCAGCGACUCGAGUGCCUUGUCAAAUGGGUCCAAAUUGGUCGAUUGGGCAGUGAUUUCAUGUGUUCAUAGUCUUAAGAGACAUAGGCGUUUAAGAUGCGAUAUCGAGCUCGCAUAGGAAAUGGAAAAAUGUUAAUGAGUUCACGUACAAGAUUUUAAGAUUUAUUCGAAGUAAUUCAAUUUUUUGUUAAGACUAGUUAGAUCGUUGUAAGUAGCUUUCUUCUCUUUAUAAUUUCAUUUUUGUUUGACGCAGGACGUCACGUUUUUUUUUUCUUUCUUCUCUGUAGAUAGGCAUUAUAUUACCUAAGGUGCCUUGAAGAAGGGCCUCGACCUCUUUUUUGCUCCUUAACAGUUUUUAAAACCACCUCGAUGAAAAUGUGACUUUAAAAUGUAACGAGAAAAAAUGAAUUGGUCGAUUGACGAGAGAAACACACAUACCUGAAAACUUAUCAUUUUCAAUGUGAAUACACACAUUCCAUAUAUGUAUAUAUACAUAUGCAAAAUUGUCGAAAGUAUAAAGAUUACUUUAACGCAGCAAUUAAUCGAAUCGUAAUUGUAAGGAGUCAGAAACGCAAAAUAAGCAAGAUAAUAAGAUACGUUUAUUAUACGGAAUCUAAAAAUUGAGGUUCUAGCAAAGUGUAACUUUGAUACCUUCACACCAAAGACAUUUUCAAUAAAAAUUGUCAAAUAAGAUUAAUUACACAGCAAAUACAAUUUUAGUUUUUAAAGCAAUACGUGACAUUUUGGACAACAAGAUUUGUGUACGUAAGUUUUAGAAUGGCGCGCGCAAUUGUACUUGAAAGAUGCAAUUUUAAUAUAUAAUUAACUGCAUAAAUAUGUUAUCUGAUUAAUACUGAUGUACGCUAAUGACAGUAAAUUUAUCUCAUCCGAGUCCUGUGGUAAUAAAAUAGUCGUGUAUAAAUAAAAAUUACACAAUGACGUAAAUUUUUCUCUCUGUCUCAAAAUCUCAAUGUCUUCGUAUCCAUCAAACGAAGCGUCACGCGGGAAAUACGAUUGCGUUCGAAGUUGCUGUUUAUUCUCGUAAUUGCAAUCUCUCGGGAUGGAGACGAAUCGAUCGGUAUGUCUUCUUUGUUCUACCACCUUUUUCCGUCGAUAUUCUCAUCGUGACGAACAAGCGUACAUCGUAACGGAGCAAAAAGGGAGGUUAGAGGGGUGGUGUGCGCUCUCGCAAAGCCAGGCAGACAAUGGCCAGCACAAAACACAGUGAACGUAAUGUGAUACUAAAUGAUAAUAAAGCUAAAGUAAUUAUUGUUUAGCGCGCGGCGGCGUUCUCGUGAUCGACGGGCGCGACGACCCGUCGUGGGUUCUCGAUGUGUGACCACAGGAAGAAUCUUUGCAAUCGCGAAGGCGGGAGGAAACCGAUCGAGGAAUGAUCUUGCGAGUCGCCUAUAAUAAUUAGAUAAGCACGAUCGGCUUUGUCUCACCGUUUCCCUUUAUCCCUCCCCCUCCACCCUUAUCACGCCCCGACAUUCAGUCGUCCCCUCUUCUCGAGCCGUAUAAACGCACUAAGAUUAUGCAUUACAGAUUAUUUUAUUGUUAAUUAAUUAUGUUUAUAGCGCGCCCACACAUGCACCCGGAUGUCUCUCUCGGGACCGUGUCCGUAUCGGCGAGGAAAAAAAAAGAAAGAAAGACAAAGAUCUCGAAUUUCGGUUUCGACGGACAAGUGGAUCGGGAAUGUAGAGGAAGAUGACACUUAGAAUAAUUUAAUGCCAAACCGAUCGAAUGAUAAAUUGAAUGGUUUAGGAACCGAUAAAGGUUUAGUUUAAGGGAUGUAUGAUUGGCAUAUAAUUUUGUAAAAAUAGCGAAAAAUGUUGAUUUGAUAUGAUUCUUCAUCACUAUUUUGCGAAAAUAGCGUCUUCUUUUCCUCAUUUCGGACAUCCGGGUGAAACUUUGUAGAUUUUAAGCAUCUUCCAAGCGGAGCGCGAGCUUCGUGUGCUUUCUUAGUGUUCAUAGAUUUACGAAAAAUAAAUUAAUUCAGAUGGAAACACUGUGUACGACAUGAUAAAAGAAAGCGAGCGUAAUCGA